UUCCAUUCUUCAGAAUUUUCUUUAUAUCAAGGUAAUUAAUUGCUUUUUCAAUCCUUUCUUCUUUCAUUUGUGUACUCAGAAGGGAGAGAUGGUGAGAGGAAAAACUCAGAUGAGGCGUAUAGAGAACGCGACAAGCAGGCAAGUCACUUUCUCUAAACGCAGAAACGGUUUGCUAAAAAAAGCAUUUGAACUUUCAGUACUAUGUGAUGCUGAGGUUGGAUUAGUUAUAUUUUCUCCAAGAGGAAAGCUCUAUGAAUUUGCCAGCUCUAGCAUGCAGGAGAUAAUCGAACGCUAUAAGAGGCAUUCUAAAGACAAAUUUCUACCUGAAAACCAAGCAGUGGGAUACAAUAUGCAGCAUUUGAAGCAUGAGACAGCAAGUUUGAUGAAGAAGAUAGAACUUCUUGAAACAUCUAAAAGGAAACUCUUGGGAGAAGGUUUAGGGUCCUGUACCCUAGAAGAAUUACAGCAAAUAGAAAAACAGUUGGAGCGGAGUGUUAGCGCCAUCCGGGCGCGAAAGAUGAAAGUCUUUAGGGAACAGAUGGAAAGAUUGAAAGCAAAGGGGAAAGACCUUGCAGUUGAAAAUGCAAUGCUGAGGGAGAAGUUUGGAGGUCUUCAACAGAGACAAACAUCAAGCGGAGAGAAGGAAGGAGAAGUUAUUUGUAUAGAGGGAGGUAGCGAUAAAUCGGAUGUGGAGACAGAAUUGUUUAUUGGACCACCUGAUGAAUGUAGAAUAAGGCGUCCCUUACAGAACUGAUCAUAUAUAGGUGAAUUAGUUUUGGAGUACUAUCCCUUAUCUGCAGUUUAAAUGUAUAAACUUUGACCAAUUAUCGAAUAUUAUUACCUGCUAAAUGAUU
This is a messenger RNA of Nicotiana tabacum (common tobacco), 854 nucleotides long. RefSeq names its product MADS-box protein SOC1. Gene Ontology annotation, biological process: positive regulation of transcription by RNA polymerase II. Lineage: Eukaryota; Viridiplantae; Streptophyta; Magnoliopsida; Solanales; Solanaceae. The record is from RefSeq and is a predicted model, not a curated record. Gene Ontology annotation, molecular function: DNA-binding transcription factor activity; protein dimerization activity; RNA polymerase II transcription regulatory region sequence-specific DNA binding. Gene Ontology annotation, cellular component: nucleus.